AGUUGGUCUCGGGUUCGUGGCACCAAAUCCCGUUCGGAUCGCUAUAAAACGAGUCAAUUCUAAUCAUGUGUCCGAAGAAGGAUUUUCAUCCACUGAUCAUUUGAAGCAUGGAGGAAGAAGAUCGGUAUUUGAAAGGCUUGGACCCAUUCAAGAGUUAGAAAGAACUAGUCAUCAUAGACUUGGUAUUCGAAGAAUGGUAAAAUGCGGGAAGAUAGAGAGAAAGUUCCAUGAGCUUAGAAACUUGAUACCGUCACGAAUGAAGAAACAUACCACAUUGAUAGUUUCAUGUGGUAAUGUCUUGCAAACGGAGAUGCAAACAAUCGUGCACACAAGAGUAAAGGGUGAAGAAGAAAGUGAUAGAGAAAGCGUCGAUUCAUCUAAUCAAGUGAGUAUUGUUGUCCCAAGAGCAAAUCCUCGAAACAUCGAAAGCUCCUUACAUCGAAGAACCGCUGCAUUGGUAAGAGAAGGGUUUGUUAAUGAAGGCAAUAUCACUUUGCAUUUGCCUCGUGUCGUAAGAAGAGACGGACGAGUUAGAACAUGUGUUGAUUUCAAGAGUCUCGAUAGCCUUGCUGAAGAUGUUGCACAU
This is a messenger RNA of Striga hermonthica, 586 nucleotides long. The record is from the annotation of a GenBank genome assembly. NCBI's taxonomy places the organism in Eukaryota, Viridiplantae, Streptophyta, Magnoliopsida, Lamiales, Orobanchaceae.